Paralichthys olivaceus (Japanese flounder) is the source of this 2959-nucleotide messenger RNA. NCBI's taxonomy places the organism in Eukaryota, Metazoa, Chordata, Actinopteri, Pleuronectiformes, Paralichthyidae. The record is from RefSeq and is a predicted model, not a curated record.
GCAGCAGCCAGCCCCAGUGGACGUGCACCAGCCUCGGUCUAGGGAUUUCUGUGCGCAUUAACUGGAUGAGACGCCUGGGACGCGCGUCUACCUGUUUGCGUUGAACUGGAUACUGUGGUGCCACCUCACGCAUCCGCACACUCCAGACUCGUGGUGAUUUAUUUCCUCUUAGGAGCGAGCUGCUGCGUAAUGAACAGCGCACCCGAGGGAAGAACCAUCACCAAACUUUAAAGGAGACUUUGCAACUUUGGCAGUAGUGCGCAGCUCACCAUUUGACAGGAGCGCGGAUCUUUUCUCUGGGAAACUUUAAAACAGAAGACUCUUUUUUUCUGAAAACAUGUUCAGCAAGUGUUCCGUUGUCUUAUUGAACGUCCUCUUUCUAGUGCGGGCGCUCUCGGCUCACGAGUGCACGCCAUGUAACCUUCGGACCUGUCCGGUGAAAGCCGCCCACGGGUGCGAGGGUGGCCGGACCUUGGCCCGGGAUCCGUGCGGAUGCUGCGACCAGUGCGCCCGCCUGGAGUGGGAGCCCUGCGGCGGACAGGACUGGGCGCACGGCUACUGCGCCCUGGGGCUGACGUGCGCCUCCACCAACAGAUCCGGAGCGGCCACUAUCCCUGAGAUUGGAGUGUGUAAAGUGCUCCCCGACCAUCCAGAGGCAGGCCUUGAGGACGAGCGCUGUCCCCUGAUGACAGGCUGCGACAAGGCUGGAGGACAGUGCGUGUGUGAUACCCGUCACUCCUGCUUGGGCUCUUUCAUGUACGCAGACCAAGAAACCUGCAUGAAGGCCAGUAAGUCAGAGGGUCGGAGGCACGAACACCGGGAGAGACACAGAGAGAAGUAUGUGGGACCAUCCAACCCGGCCUGCAUGUUCUCUGGGUGUAACCUGACCGCCGAGGGCUGUGUGUGCGAGUCUCAGAGCUGCCACCACCACUUCGCCUACAUCAACCGCAGCCAGUGCCAGGAAGCCGCAGAGGAGCUGAGGUGUGCCGGGGUGACAUGUCCCGCUCUGCAGGUGCCCUCCUGCCCCCACGGAUCAGUCCUGACAAAGAGCUACACACCCCCUGCUGGCUGCUGUCCCUCUAUUCCUCCCCAGUGCACCUGUGACCUCCGUGCCUGCCACAAGCCUCAGUGCCAGGGCGGACAGCGAGCCGUGUUGCUCAGCCAGGCCAGCGGCCUGCCGGGAGACUGCUGUGACGUGUUUGRGUGCCAGAAAGUCACCCCAAAGUGCAUCCACAAUGGGAAGGAGUUCUCAGAGGGAGAGGUGUACCGCAUGGACCCCUGCUGGCUGUGUCAGUGCCGAGGAGGAAUCUCCUUCUGCUCUAAGGCAGAGUGCGCUGAGCUGGACUGUGAAAACUUCUACAUUCCUGAGGGCGAAUGUUGCCCUGUCUGCAUAGAUGUGGAGCUGCUGUCGUUGGACAGCACUAAGGCCAGCUGCUGGGUGAAUAAUAAGCUGCGAGCGCACGAGGAGCAGUGGAAAGAGGACGACUGCACCUUCUGCCAAUGUGUGGAUGGAGACCCGCACUGCACGGCCAUGGCCUGCAAACAGAGCUGCCAAAACCCUGUCAAGAUCCCCGGAGAGUGCUGCCCAUUCUGUGAAGAGCCUUCUUAUGAAACCGUCAGCCCCCUGCUGUGUCCUCCCCUGGAAAACUGCUCCCUGUCAGGACACGACUGUCCAUACGGCUUCCAGCAAGACAAUAAUGGAUGUCUCCUCUGCCAGUGUCUCAGCAAUGACUCCUGCCCCGAACUGGGAAGAUACUGUUCCCUGCAAUGCCCGAUGGGAUACCAGAGGGACGAUUUUGGCUGUGAGGUGUGUGAGUGCAGCAUCCCCAUGCCCAAGUGCCGACCCCUGACCUGCACUAAGACCUGCCCUUAUGGAUAUGUGAGGAACAAGCACGGCUGUGAGAUGUGCCGCUGCGUCAAGUGUCCCCCCUUCACCUGUGACAAACACUGCAGCGAUGGCUAUCGACAGAACCGGAAGGGCUGCUCCAUCUGCAUGUGCAAAGAAAGUAGCCACAUCCCAAGCACCACUGCCCUGGCCCCGAUGCCCAGCUACUGCCUCACCUCCAACGGGCACCGAUACGAGGAGGGCGACGGCUGGCACGACGGCUGCCGCGACUGCUACUGCCACUCUGGACGGGAGAUGUGCGUGCUCAUUUCCUGUACCGUACCAAGCUGUGCUCACCCAGUGGUCAGGCUUGACCAGUGUUGUCCUACGUGUGAGGAUGAGUCAGGCAGCGGUCAGCCAGAGGGGAUGGACAUGGUGGUGUGCAGAGCCCCCGGGGGGGAGUUCUAUGUGGAGGGGGAGACCUGGAACCUGGACGAGUGCACACGCUGCACCUGUAGGAAGGGACGCGUCCUGUGCGACACAGAAGUGUGUCCCCCAGCUCUGUGCCAGACUCCCACCAGGAACAAGGACACCUGUUGCCACGUUUGCCCAGAGGAGACGUUGAGCCCCUUGCUGCCGGUGAACAACAGCCAGCAGGAGUACUGCAUAACCAGUGACGGGGACGUGCUGCUGGCUGGAGACUCCUGGAAGGCGAACGCCUGCACCAGCUGCACCUGCAACAACGGCACCAUUCAGUGUUUCUCUCAGCGCUGCCCCGCUGCCAACUGCAGGGUGCCCGUCUUACGCAAGGGCCAGUGCUGCCCACACUGUCUCGAAAUCACAACAUCAGUGCCGGUGGUGGUUUCCACCAGCGUCGGCAAGAAGACGGUCACGACGGUGGAGACCGCGGUGUGGAUCACAACUGUCACUGUGCCGUCCAUCAUCCCCGAUACAGAUGAACCAGGAUUGGGUGAGAACUACCCCAGCCAAACAGAGAUGGCCCUCAUCUACCAAUCAGCUGCCUGGAUCCUAGCGGGGCUCCUCCUAGCCAUCAUCAUCUUCCUCAUCGUGGCGUUACUGAUCAACAAGAAGAAGAAGUGGGUGCAGAUGUCCUGCUACAGCGCACCAAAGAAG